This is a messenger RNA of Staurois parvus, 552 nucleotides long. The record is from the annotation of a GenBank genome assembly. NCBI's taxonomy places the organism in Eukaryota, Metazoa, Chordata, Amphibia, Anura, Ranidae.
GUACCUGUCAAAUUCGGGUACCCGCUUCCCCCCCUCCGCUCCCCAAAGGUCUGCAGUCUCUGGUCAUCUCCUGUGCUAUGUCCGCAAUCUCUGGUCAUCUCCUGUACUAUGUCUGCAGUCUCUGGUCAUCUCCUGUACUAUGUCCGCAGUAUCUGGUCAUCUAUUGUACUAUGUCCGCAGUCUCUGUUCAUCUCCUGUACUAUGUCCGCAGUCUCUGGUCAUCUACUGUACUAUGUCCACAGUCUCUGGUCAUCUACUGUACUAUGUCCGCAGUCUCUGGUCAUCUCCUGUACUAUGUCCGCAGUCUCUGAUCAUCUCCUGUACUAUGUCCGCAGUCUCUGGUUAUCUCCUGUAGUAUGUCUGCAGUCUCUGGUCAUCUCCUGUAUUAUCUCCGCAGUCUCUGUUCAUCUCCUGUACUAUGUCCGCAGUCUCUGGUUAUCUCCUUUAGUAUGUCUGCAGUCUCUGGUUGUCUCCUGUACUAUAUCCGCAGUCUCUGGUCAUCUCCUGUACUAUGUCCGCAGUCUCUGGUCAUCUCCUGUACUAUAUCCGCAG